Momordica charantia (bitter melon) is the source of this 687-nucleotide messenger RNA. Its product is annotated as germin-like protein subfamily 1 member 13. The record is from RefSeq and is a predicted model, not a curated record. Lineage: Eukaryota; Viridiplantae; Streptophyta; Magnoliopsida; Cucurbitales; Cucurbitaceae. Gene Ontology annotation, molecular function: manganese ion binding.
AUGAAGGGUUUUAUUGGGUUUUCUUCUUCAGCUGCCAUCUUGCUCCUUAUUUUACAGGCAGCAAUCUUUGUUUCUUGUUAUGAUCCCAGCCCUCUUCAAGACUUCUGUGUAGCCAUUGAUGAACCCAGUGACUUCAAAUAUGCUGUGUUUGUGAAUGGGAAGUUCUGCAAGGACCCAAAGCUUGUGAAAGCUGAAGACUUUGUUUUUCGAGGACUCGAGACUCCUGGAAACACAACUAACAAAUUGGGGUCCAAUGUGACUCUAGUAAAUGUUGAGCUAUUUCCUGGACUCAACACUCUUGGCAUCUCUUUGGCUCGAAUCGAAUUUGGUCCAUAUGGCCUUAACGCACCCCACUACCACCCACGAGCCUCUGAAAUUCUGGUUGUUGUUGAAGGCACUCUCCUCGCCGGUUUUGUCACAUCAAACCCCAACAAACUCUUCGCAAAACUUCUUCACAAAGGAGAUGUGUUUGUGUUUCCCAAAGGCCUCAUUCACUUCCAGUUGAAUGUUAACACACAUGGCCCAGCUUUUGCUUUCGCUUCGCUCAGCAGCCAAAACCCAGGUGUUGUUACCAUUGCUAAUGCCGUGUUUGGAUCUGAUCCUCCAAUCUCCCUCGAUGUUCUUAUGAAGGCCUUCCAAGUCGACAAGCACGUCAUUGAUGCUCUCGAAAAGCAAUUUGAAGAUUGA